Messenger RNA from Geodia barretti, 663 nucleotides. Lineage: Eukaryota; Metazoa; Porifera; Demospongiae; Tetractinellida; Geodiidae. The record is from the annotation of a GenBank genome assembly.
CACGUCUGAGAGCUUCUGUCAUAUCGAGUUUUCACAGAAGAUGGAGUUGCCAAAGUGUGCCUUGAUUCUAGCAACAAUAUUAGUUGCUUUUUCUAUUUCCUUUGCCCAAAAUGAAGGUGAGAGAAGCAAGUUUCUGAGAAUUCAAUGUACACUAAGAAAUGAUGCCUGUGUGAUCCCAUCACAGGUGGUAGUCAAGUAAGUGUCCACCAAGUGGAGGUACUGAGAGGUAGGGAUGGGAGAGAUGGAGUGAGAGGUCCAGCUGGACCACCAGGUCCACCUGGACCUACAGGAGUGGGUGGAGAUAAGGGAGAGAAGGGAUGUGAGGGACCACAGGGAGAGAGAGGGAUAACGGGACCUCGGGGAAUUGUGGGUCUCAAGGGGAUGACUGGAAGCAAGGGAGACAGUGGAGACACUGGUCAGCCUGGACCUCAGGGACCACAGGGAGGAACUGGUGACAAAGGAGAUCGCGGGGACACUGGACUAACUGGACAUCAGGGACAACUAGGAGCCCCAGGUCCUCUGGCCAUGGGAGGAGCUGUCUAUGUUCGCUGGGGGAGGACUGUUUGUCCCAGUGGCCAGGGAACUGAGCUGGUGUACUCUGGGAGAGCUGGAGGGAGUCACCGUGGUAACAGUGGAGGAGGUGCUAACCAUCUCUGUAUGCCA